Messenger RNA from Trifolium pratense (red clover), 780 nucleotides. RefSeq lists its product as uncharacterized. NCBI's taxonomy places the organism in Eukaryota, Viridiplantae, Streptophyta, Magnoliopsida, Fabales, Fabaceae. The transcript has 3 exons. Bases 40 to 780 code for a protein of 246 amino acids. The record is from RefSeq and is a predicted model, not a curated record.
GGAGCGCGCGCCAAGUAAGACUCUACCCGGCACCCAAAUAUGGAUUUUACCAAUCGUAAUUGGAUGUACGAUAGACAUAAUCCUGGAAAGAGGGGCCGGGUUAAAGAGGAAUUUAAAAUAGGGGUCGAAAUGUUUAUCAAUACAGUAAAAUAUAAUGACAUUGUGAUACGUGAAGGGGGAAUUAGAUGUCCGUGUGUACUUUGUCGAUGUACAAGAAUACGGAGCGAAGAUGAAAUUAGGUCUCAUUUAUAUAAAAAGGGAUUCCAACCUAAUUAUUGGGUUUGGUCAAGUCAUGGCGAGGGAUGUUCCACGACUGUUCCCGUGAAUCAAAAUCGUGCUUCAAGCAGUGUUUUUCAGCCCGUUGUUGUUCCCGAAUAUUAUCAUCAGCAUUAUGAUCCGUUUAAUGAGAUGGACAAUAUGAUAACUAAUGCCCUUGGGUUUAAUACGCCGAUUUAUGUGCCAAAUGAUGUCGACGACCCUGCUGAUGAUGAAUAUGACGCUGAUGUUAACGUCGAGAGACCAAAUGAGGAAGCCCAGCGAUUUUUUGAUCUUUUGAAAGAGACAAAUACACCGUUGUGUGAAGGCUCUCGAGACUCAAAGUUAACGGUGUGUAUUAGACUUUUGGGUAUCAAGUCUGAAUGUCUUGUUUCAGAAUACACCAUGGACUUGAUAACGAAACUGAUGUUGGAUAUAACAAUAGACCGUCCUCUUGAUUUGCCAAAAAAUUAUUACGAAUCAAUUUUUCAAGAAUUUGUGUUCGACAACGCUAAGAGAGGCUGA